Amborella trichopoda is the source of this 1504-nucleotide messenger RNA. The record is from RefSeq and is a predicted model, not a curated record. Lineage: Eukaryota; Viridiplantae; Streptophyta; Magnoliopsida; Amborellales; Amborellaceae.
UGUUAUCUAAUGAGAUGUAGUGUUACAUAAAUGAUUAUUUUUGUUAUCUAAUGAGAUGCAGUGUCACAGUGUUACAGAAAUGAUACAAUGCAUGUUGUGUGCAUAGAUAGAAUGACAAUAGGAAGAAUCAUAAUUCGACCUAUAAAAAUACCGAAAAAAUAUGAUUCAAACCAUCUAAUUUAUUUAUUAAAUUAUUGAUAACUUAUUCUAAAUUUUUUUAUUUUUUUGGCCAUGUAUCGAUACGGAACCAGGUAUUGAGAAAAACCAAACAACAUUGUGCUUAAAACCAACUUUUAUAAAUACUAGAAUCAACAAAACGAGGUAUUGAGAAAAACUCAGGAUUCGUGUAUCCAAUGACCCACAACGGACUAUAUCCCUAAACUAGAGGCUCCUAAAAUUACCCCUGUAACGCGUUCUACCUGAGGAAUUAAUUAAGCACUAUACUCGCGCGGGAGUAUAAAAUCGUUUGGCUUUUUCCUUUGGGAAAAAAGGGGGGCGGGAAACACAGUGGAAAGACAGAAGGGUCGAUUUAGCGGGAAAAUGAAAACAAAAAUGUAGAGAGAGAAAUAGUGUGCCGAGAGGAGAGUGCGUGUUUUUAGAGAGAGAGAGAAAGAGGUGGGGAGAUAAGGGGUUAGCGGGCAUGGGGAUCCAAGGCCUGCUGAGGGCCAUGAAGCCCUUUACAAAGCCUGUUCAUGUGAGCAAAUACACAGGGCAAAGAGUUGGGAUUGAUGCUUACUCAUGGCUUCACAAAGGAGCUUAUUCGUGUAGCAUGGAGCUAUGUGUAAAUGGAGGGAAGGGGAGUGAACUGCCAUAUUUGCAGUAUUUCAUGCACAGGAUAAAUCUGUUGAGGCAUCACCAUGUCACCCCAGUUGUGGUUUUUGAUGGCGGGAAUCUCACUUUCAAGUCUGCUACUGAAAACCAGCGCCAAAGAAACAGGGAGGCCAAUCUCGUUCUGGCCCAAAAAAGUUUGGAAAAAGGUGAUGUUACCUCUGCCAUUGAGUUCUUCCAGAGAGCAGUGUGUAUCACUCCUUCCAUGGCUCAUCAGUUGAUCCAGAUCUUAAGAGCAGAGAAGGUGGAAUUUGUUGUGGCCCCUUAUGAAGCAGAUGCACAACUUGCUUAUUUAUCGAGUGUGGGGAGUGAUAAAGGAGGUAUAGCUGCUGUCAUCACGGAGGACAGUGAUCUUCUCGCAUAUGGCUGUGAAGCGAUUAUAUUCAAAAUGGACCGGAAUGGUAAUGGUGAAGAGAUAUUGCUAGAUGAAGUUUUCAACUCUACAACUCGUGAAUUUUCCUUGAGGAAUUUUGACAAGCAACUUUUUACUGGUUGUGAUUUCUUGCCUUCAGUUCCUGGCAUUGGAAUAAAACGUGCUCAUGGCUUAGUUUCCAAGUACAGGAACUUAGAUCGGGUUCUUUCCGUGAUAAAGGUUGACAAGAGUGAACAAAUGCCUGAAGGUUAUUGCAAGUCUUUUAGAGAAGCAGUUGCUGUUUUCCAUCAUGCCCGAAUGUAA